ACAUAAUCACAUAGUAAUUUUACUAAAAUUGCUAAUAUUAAAUAUAUGUAAAUAAUAAUUCACUUAUAUAAUUGUUAUUACAAAAUACUAAAAACAAAUAAAAAUAUUACAUUUAUGACAUUAAAAAUUCAAAGAUAACAAAAAUUAUCUACUGAAAUGAAAAGAAAUUUCAGAAAAAAUUUGAAAAAACAUCAUAAGUUAAAAAGAUAUGGAACGACAUCUAUACCAUCGACAGGAAACGAUGUCGCCAGAGCAACAUUUUUUAACAACAACAGCCAUAAACAAUGGUAUAAUUGUUGGUGGCGACAACAAUCCUAUUAUAUUAUCAGCGAUGACGAAGAUAAUAACGACGACAGCUACGACAGCGUCGACGGCAAUGACUUCUCCAACAACAACAACAACAGCAACUCGAACAUUAUCAUUGCCAAUAACAAAUUUAUUAUAUCAAAACAACGAUGUCGAAAUAAAUCAUUCAAAAAAUACAAUAAUAAAGAAUACAUCAAAUACAUCAAUUCCAAUAACUACUAUUACAACAACAGCGCCAACAUCAACAACAAAUACAUCAAUAGAAACGACAUCAGUUACUGUAACAAAUUUAAAUGCAUCAAUACCUGCAUCAACAAAAUGUAUAUCAGGAAUAUCAGAUAUAAAUAUAAGAAAAUCUAUAAUAAAUUCAAAUACAAAAUUACAUCCACCUGACGUUGAAACUGCUUUAUCAUCAAUGUUAUGGACACCUUAUGAACGUACACCGACCGAUACAAGUUCCUCAUCUGAUGAAGACGAACAACAGCCACAACAACAAACACAAUCGACAUUUCAUACAAUAUCAACACAUGACUUGCAACACCAACAACAAUUACAAUCAAAUCUUCAUCAAAAUCAUCAUCAUCAACAACAACAGCAACAAUUGCAACAGCAUCAGACAACACUACAGCAACAUCAAAUGUUACGUAAGUCGAAAAGUUGUCAUGAUGCUAUAUUAUUUUCUUCAACGUUAGGACAACCAUUACAAUAUUUAAAUUUCAUUUAUAAUAAUCAAUGUUAUAAUAAUUCUUCAACAACAAUUGGAUUAUUAUCAAAUGAACAAGAACAACAAUCACAAUUAUAUACAAUUAAUGCAACUGCUACACAACAACAGCAACAACAACUAAAUCAACCACAAAAUUCAAAAAGUAAUGCUUUGAAUCACCAUAAUGUGCCUUCAAUUUAUAAUAAUCGAAAUACUAAUGUGAAAUCAAUAACUUUUGAUUCAAUACAACAACAGCAAAAUAACUCUUCAAACAUUUCUAAUAAUAGUAAUAAUAACAAUAAUUUCAAUAUUAAUAACAGUAACAGUAACAUACAAACAAAUAAUAUUCAAUCUAUAACUGUAAAUAAUAAUUCUAAUAAUAUAAACAGUAAUCGUUUUAGUUAUCCUUGUUACGGUUAUAUUCCUAGUGUAGUACAACAUCAACAAUAUCAACAGCAACAACAACAAAAUAGAGAACCGCCACCAUAUGAAUCACUAUAUCAAACAGAUACAAUUACAACAGCAUUAGAUAAUAAUCAACAACAUUAUUACAAUAAUGAUUAUAAUCAACAACAACAAAAUCAUAAUCAAAUAACAUAUGCAGAAGACGAAUUCCAACAACAACUUAAUAACGAAAGUAAUAGCUGUAAUAAUGAAGUUGAUAAUUCAAAUGCAAAUACAGGAUUAACGGUAUUAUUUGGUACUAAAAGAAAACCAGUUGUUAUAAGUAAUUUAAUACAACAAACUUUAUCUGCUGCCAAGAAUCGUAAUAAAAAUAAUCGUAAUAGACAGGAAGCACGAAAUAAUUAUGAACAACAACAACAGCAAGAACAACAAUUACACGAAAGAGUACAACAAAAUAAUUAUUGUGAUAAUAGUAAUAAUAAUAAUAAUAAUGCAUCAGUUUUACAUAUAGAAACGAGAGCAGUAACACCAACACCACUUACACCAGAAACAACAGCAGUAACGAUGAUAACAACACAUGGAAUAUCAGAAACAGGAAUGAUGAGAGGGAAAAUGCCUCAUUCCAUUACUGCUGACAGUUUUAUUACGCAUCAGAUAAAAAACAAGCAUGAAGAACAACAAAAAUACUCACUGCCAAUAAUCCUACAAUCAAACAAUAUUCACUUUAAUAAUAGCCCACAAAAACAAAUAAAUUUCUCAAAGAGUAAUUUUUUAACAAAUAAUAAUAGUCAUAAUGAUAACGAUUCUAUGUUAGAAACUAAAAUACCAAUUACAAAUGUAAACACAACAUCAUUGUCAAAAACUUUUACGAGACAUGCCAAUUCAAACGUUUCUCCAACUAAUAAUAUCAAAGAAAUAGCAUCGUCAAGUCAUCAAACCGAAAAUGAAAUAAAUAUGAAUGGAAAGUACAAUAAUUUUUCUAUAUCUGAAACUAAUAAUUAUGAGAAUGACAGUGAUAAUGAUGAUCAAAAUGAUUACUUAGCUAUUAAAGAAAAUUUCGUUUACGAAAAUAUCAAAGGAAUAAAAGAAAAAUCUACGCAGUUCCAUAAAACUAAUGUAAAUACUUUAAGAAAUUAUAAUAGUGAUAUUACAGUUCAACUAAUAAAUACUAACCAUAACGAAAAUAUAAAUAAUAACAAAUGUAAUGUGAAUAAAAUUCAAAAUCAAAGCAGAAAUGAUCCUAAUCUUCAAGUUUCUCAGCAUCAAUCUAAACAACAGCAAAAAGAGCUUCAGUACCAGUUAAACAACUUUAAUAUAGCUAACGACAGCUACAAAAUUUUUUCAGGUGAUUCCGAAGUAUCAGAAGAAGAAAAAACCAAUAUUUAUGCAAAAACGAAAACUAAACAUAACAAUGAUGAGUCACAGCUACAGAGAGAAUGCCUUGAAAAGCAACAACUUCAAAAUAUAUACGAAAAUUACAAUAAACUUUUACAACAAAAAGAUAUUACUAUAGAAAAUCAAAACACAUUAGCAACAAUAAAAUUAAAUCACAAUAAACAUGUUUUAACAAGCACCAUUUCCGACAAGAUCGCUAAAAACAAUGAUAGUAGAAAUGAACAAAAAACGAACCACAAUGAAAAAGAGAGCUUGCUGCAAUGUAAACUACAAAAAGAAAAACCUCAAAAUAGUAAUAACAAAAAUGAAGAAACAAAACCAGAAAAAAGAAAGGUCAGUAAACCUAUUUGCAGUCAGAGCAACAACAUGAAAUCGAAUGGUAAUGAUCGGAAUGAUUUUAGUUAUACAAAUGAGAGUUUAAAAACCACAAUUAUAAGUUCUGCUACGAGUAAAACAAAAGCAAGAGAAAUAAUAUUGUCGCCAGAGCAAUAUUUUGAAUCAGUUGAAAGGAGAACCUUAAAUAAAAAUAGGGGAAAUUCAGCAACAAAUGUUGCCACCUCUACACUUGCAACACCACAAAUGUAUGAUUAUAAUUGUAGUACAAUUUUUGUUGAACGCGCAUCUCAAACUGAUUUAACGGUUAGUACGAGGAGAGAUUUUAAAACGGACGGUCCUAAGAACGUUGAAUUAACGCGUGUUUCAUCAAAUUUACAACAACAAUUGGAACUAAUAAAUGAAUUUGAUACGGUAAAACGUAAUCGUGGUAAUAAUAUAUUAUCAAUAGAAACGGUACGUGAUUUAUCGUCGUCGUUAAAAAUUUUGUUUAAUCAGUCUCAGCAAAUUAAACGGUUUUUCGGUAAAAACAAAAAUCGGUUACUACAAUCGACUGAAACAUCUAUUGGUGCUUAUAAUACUCAUCAUAAUGAUAAUUGUGAUUCAACAUUAAAUAGAAAUUAUUAUGAUAAUUAUUCUUCAUCACAAAAUUCCAGUUUAGCACAUAACAGUAAUAUUAAAAAUAUUAAUAACGAUAGUGGUUUUAAUAAUUCCGUAAUUUCAUCAAUUCCUUAUUUACGAUCGAUUGAAUUUCAAUUUGGUGAAAGUAAUAUUCGAAACUCGUUCCAAUUUAAUACUAACUGCAACACUAAUAGUGGUAACAGCAGCAGUAGUAGUAGUAGUAAUAGUGGUAGUAGUGGCAAUAGUUACAACAAUAAUAUUAUAAAUCAAAAUUUAUUUAUAAAAAAUUAUGAAAGUGAUGAUAGUGAUGAUGAUGAAGAAUGUGAUUUUAAUGAUAAUAAAAGAAAUAAUUUAAAUAAAAGUUGUGUUAGAUUUAAUGACGAACAAAAUUCUUUUACAAAAACCUCUCGAGUGUUGUUGGAUCAAACAACAAUGCGUUUAAACAUACCAGCUUCGAAUCCUUUGAUAACAACAUCUUCCGAUUCUGGUUUCGAUAAUAGUAAUCAUAAUUUAACAGCAGGAAUUAUUAAUGGAUUUAAUACUCAAACUUCAAUUGGAAUUAAUAAUUUAAGUAGUAGUAAUUUACUAUCAACAACAAAUGAACUAAAUCGUAAUACAAUAGAACCCCAAAUUGAUAACGUUGGUGUUUCAUCAUCAACCACAUUAGGUCUACAAGUUAAUCAACAGCCAAUAUCGCAAGGAAUUAAUAAUUUUAACAAUAAUAUUAACAAUAGUAACUGCACUACUACAAAUCUAUUUUUACCAAAUAUUAGUAAUAACUCAACAAAAAUAGCGCCAACACUGAUUAAUAAUGGUGCCAUAUAUUCAUCUAAUACAACAACACCAUCAUCAACUCAACUUUCAACAGUAGCUUCAACAGAACCGAGUUUAACAAUUCAAGUCAAUCAAGUAGCUGGAAUUAAUACCAUUCUUCAAACAAACGUAAGAGAACCUCCUCAAAUUUUUGGAGCUUCUAAUAACCAAAUUUUAUCUAAUUUUAAUAAUUUGCCGAUAAAAAAACUACCGUUACCAAGUGACAAUAUUAUAAAAAAUAAUUGCAGUUUAACCACAAUAAUUAAUUCUGGAACAACAAUUUCACAAAAUGUAGCUACUGGUUCAAAUAUAACAAGCAUUCCAUCUAAUAGUGGGAUUUCUGUUGUUAAUUGUUAUAGUAAUAAUAGUAGUUCAGUGCCUAAUUCAAUUUCAAAUAUUAAUUCUGUAAAUAAUUUAAAUAAUAAAAAUAUUAGUAAUAGUUCAUGUCAAAUCAAUAGUAUUUGUGCUAUUUCUGGUAGUGAUAAUAAUAAUUAUAUUGGAAGUGGUAUAAAUAGUUAUAAUAAUAAUACUAAUAAUAGUAGCAAUAAUCAGUUAUCAAAAAAUAGUGAUGUUAAUAUUGUUCAAAAUCAUAAUGUCUUAAGUAAAAAUUUAAACACAGCUACAGCUUCGACAUCAACAAAUAUUGAUAAUGUAAAUAAUGUGAUUGCAAAAUCUUCGUCAACAUCAAGUCAUAAUAGUAAUAAUAAUGAUAAUUUAAAUGAUUUGAAUAAAAAUAGUAUAAUAAAUAUAAGCCAUAAUGCAAUAAAAAAUUUAAAUAAUGAUAUUAAUAAUAAAAGUGAAACCAAAAUUGGUGUUCUUAAUAAUUCUAAUAUUAAUGAUGAUAAAAUAAAUGCAAACGAACAAAAUGGAUCAUUUUUGUCAACGAAUACUACAACAACAACCGCACAUAAUAUAAUUCAAGAUCAACAACAUCGUCCUGUACAACGUACAUUCACAUCAACCGAAUGUCAAACUGAUGACAUUCCACUUGAUAAUAUUAUAUCAGCAGCAGCUGCCUCGACAAAUACAAAUACGACACAAGCAGUAACGACACCAUCUAGGAAAAAAAGUUCAGGAAAUCGGAAUAUUAAUGCUACGUCACAAAUACAAACACCAAUUUUUAAUAAUAUUGGUGUAAAUAACGGUAUUGGUAUUAAUCCUAACCAAACAGAUGCCUUAAUUGCACGUGAACAACGUCGACGUGAAAGACGUGAACGUCGUCGUAAUAAUCAUAUGCAUCAUCCGCCACCGCAUAUGUUACAACCACCACCAAAUCAUCCGCCGCCCCAUCCGCCUCCUAUGCAUUAUGGACCGCCGGGCGGUGGUGUUCCCGGUGGUAUUGGUCCGCCUGGUAAUCCAAAUUUAAUAAGACCUAUGUUACCUGAUAUAUUACAUAGUCAUUUUCCACCACCUUAUGGUGCUUUAUCAAUUCCUCCACCGCCACAUCAUCCAACAUCACCACCACCACCUCCACCUGGGCCUAUUAUGCCACCACAACCGCCACCACAUUUCAAUCCUGGUGGUCCACCUCCACCGCAAUCAAUGAUCACUACACCAAUAAUAUCGGCGGUUCCAAUGGCAGCUGCUUCAACUGUUGUUAACGAUGGAAGAUUUACUAUUCCAUUGCCCGUUAUUAGAAGGUAA
Condylostylus longicornis is the source of this 6220-nucleotide messenger RNA. RefSeq names its product probable cyclin-dependent serine/threonine-protein kinase DDB_G0292550. The transcript is spliced from 2 exons. The record is from RefSeq and is a predicted model, not a curated record. Bases 209 to 6220 code for a protein of 2003 amino acids. NCBI's taxonomy places the organism in Eukaryota, Metazoa, Arthropoda, Insecta, Diptera, Dolichopodidae.